Molecule: messenger RNA, 252 nt
Organism: Necator americanus (New World hookworm)
Lineage: Eukaryota; Metazoa; Nematoda; Chromadorea; Rhabditida; Ancylostomatidae
Exons: 3
Coding region: 1-252 (83 amino acids)
Source: RefSeq, a predicted model, not a curated record
AUGGCAUACACAGGAGGACUCUGCAUGAGCUGUACCCGACAGGGUAUUCAAACUCUAUCUGUCCCUCAACAUCAACAAGUGAGAUCGUGCAUGUCUCCACAAAGCACCAUGCCUGCACAUCGAACAGGUAAAUAUCCGUGCCGAAUAAUGACGAGAUGCGAUGAACUACUGGGUUGUAGUAGCAACUCCUCUCUAUGGAUACCUCCCACUGGGUGGACUCCAUUGCCUGCUUCUGGAUUGCAGGCUGAUUAA